Molecule: messenger RNA, 4561 nt
Organism: Elgaria multicarinata webbii
Lineage: Eukaryota; Metazoa; Chordata; Lepidosauria; Squamata; Anguidae
Gene: CADPS2
Product: calcium dependent secretion activator 2
Exons: 31
Coding region: 151-4101 (1316 amino acids)
Biological process (GO): positive regulation of exocytosis; synaptic vesicle exocytosis; dense core granule exocytosis
Cellular component (GO): glutamatergic synapse
Source: RefSeq, a predicted model, not a curated record
GCCGCCGCCGGCUCGCUGGCUCGUAGGAAAUCGUCGGGCGGGGAAGCUCGACGUGUCCGGAAAGGUGCGCGCUGCUUCGAGCCCAGGCGCCUCCGUUUCCCCCUCGCCUGCCUGCAAACGGCCGCGAAGGGCGCGCGGCGAUCGGGCACCAUGCUCGACCCGUCCUCCAGCGAGGAAGAGUCCGAGGAGGUGUUGGAGGAAGAGCGACGGGAUGUGCUGGUGGUGGUGGCGGCUGUUGGGGGCGCCGGCGCCGCCAACAGCUCGCAGCGAUGCCUCCCGGCGGCCGCUCACCGAGAGCCGGGGCGCCCGGUGGGCGGCGGCGGCGGGGUGGCUGCUAGACCGGCCAGCCCCAGCCCUUCGGUGCGCAGCGAAGGCAAAGAGGAGCAGGAGCGGCUGCAGAGGGAGGAGAACGAGAAGCGGCUCCGGCUGCAGCUUUACGCCUUCAUCGUGAGGUGCAUCGCGUACCCGUUCAACGCCAAGCAGCCGACGGAUAUGGCCCGGCGGCAGCAGAAGCUGAACAAACAACAACUACAGGUUGUGAAGGAGCGGUUCCAGGCCUUUCUAAAUGGAGAGACUCAAAUCAUGGCCGAUGAAGCAUUUUGCAACGCAGUUCGAAGCUACUAUGAGGUAUUUCUCAAGAGUGAUCGAGUUGCCAGGAUGGUCCACAGUGGAGGAUGCUCAGCAAAUGACUUCAGAGAUGUUUUUAAGAAGAACAUAGAAAAGAGGGUCCGAAGCUUGCCUGAAAUAGAUGGAUUAAGCAAAGAGACUGUGCUCAGUUCUUGGAUAGCCAAAUAUGAUGCCAUUUACAGGGGAGAGGAGGACUUGUACAAACAGCCCAACAGGAUGGCUUUAAGUGCUGUGUCAGAACUUAUUCUGAGCAAAGAACAACUGUAUGAAAUGUUUCAGCAGAUUCUAGGAAUAAAGAAACUGGAGCAUCAAUUGAUCUACAACGCCUGCCAACUGGACAAUGCAGAUGAGCAAGCAGCCCAGAUUAGACGUGAACUUGAUGGGCGCCUCCAAAUGGCUGACCAAAUGGCAAAAGAGAGAAAAUUUCUGAAAUUUAUAGCGAAAGAAAUGGAGCACAUGUAUAUAGAAGAAUUGCGGUCUUCAGUGAAUUUGCUAAUGGCAAAUUUGGAAAGUCUUCCAGUAUCUAAAGGUGGCCCAGAAUUUAAACUGCAGAAGUUAAAGCGAUCACAGAAUUCUGCUUUCUUGGACAUAGGAGAUGAAAAUGAAGUUCAACUGUCAAAAUCUGAUGUGGUGCUGUCAUUCACGUUGGAGAUUGUUAUAAUGGAAGUUCAAGGCCUAAAGUCACUAGCUGCCAGCCGUAUUGUCUACUGCACCAUGGAAGUGGAGGGAGGAGAGAAACUCCAAACAGACCAAGCUGAAGCGUCAAGACCACAAUGGGGAACGCAAGGGGAUUUUACCACGACUCAUCCUCGGCCAGUAGUCAAAGUGAAACUUUUUACAGAAAGCACUGGGGUCCUGGCACUUGAAGAUAAGGAGCUAGGAAGGGUAGUAUUGUACCCUACAUCCAAUAGCUCAAAGUCACCUGAGCUGCAUAAAAUGAUAGUCCCUAAAAACAGCCAAGACUCUGACUUGAGGAUAAAACUGGCAGUGCGGAUGGAUAAACCGCCACACAUGAAGCAUUGUGGGUAUUUGUAUGCACUGGGACAGAAGGUUUGGAAGAGGUGGAAAAAGCGCUACUUUGUUCUCGUACAGGUAAGCCAAUAUACAUUUGCUAUGUGCAGCUACAGAGAAAAGAAAUCUGAGCCUCAGGAGUUAAUGCAGCUUGAAGGAUACACUGUGGACUAUACAGCACCUCAUCCAGGCCUCCAGGGUGGUCAGGUGUUCUUCAAUGCUGUAAAAGAAGGUGACACUGUGAUAUUUGCCAGCGAUGACGAGCAAGAUAGAAUCCUGUGGGUUCAAGCAAUGUACAGGGCAACAGGUCAGUCUUAUAAACCCAUUCCUGCAAGUCAAGCACAGAAGAUUAAUUCAAAAGGAAGCAAUAUCCACACAGACGUGUCACAGAAUGCAGAUCGUGCUCAGAAGCAUGGCAUGGAUGAGUUUAUUUCUGCAAAUCCUUGCAAGUUUGACCAUGCUGCACUCUUUAGAGUACUUCAGAGGCAGACCUUGGAUCACCGAUUGAAUGAUUCCUAUUCUUGUUUGGGUUGGUUUAGCCCAGGCCAAGUCUUCGUGUUAGAUGAAUAUUGUGCUCGUUACGGUGUGAGAGGCUGCCAUCGCCAUCUCUGCUAUCUGAAUGAAUUGAUGGAACACUCAGAGAAUGGCGCUGUCAUUGACCCAACCUUGCUCCAUUACAGCUUUGCCUUUUGUGCUUCUCAUGUUCAUGGCAACAGGCCUGAUGGCAUUGGAACUGUAACAGCUGAAGAGAAAGAAAGGUUUGAAGAUAUUAAGGAAAGGCUUUCUUCACUUUUAGAAAACCAGAUAAGCCACUUCAGGUACUGCUUUCCUUUUGGGCGUCCUGAAGGAGCUUUAAAAGCUACGCUUUCAUUACUUGAAAGGGUCUUAAUGAAAGAUAUUGCCACUCCCAUACCAGCAGAAGAAGUGAAGAAAGUGGUUAGAAAAUGUCUGGAGAAAGCGGCCUUGAUCAAUUACACUCGGCUUACAGAUUAUGCCAAAAUAGAAGCUACAAAUGAGAAGGACCCAGAGACACUGAAUCAAGCAUCUCCUUCUGUAAAGCUGGAAGAGGUUAUUCAUUUAGCAGAGCUCUGCAUUGAAGUCCUGCAGCAGAACGAAGAGCACCAUUCAGAGGCAUUUGCUUGGUGGCCUGAUUUGUUGGCUGAACAUGGAGAGAAAUUUUGGUCUCUUUUUACUGUUGACAUGGAUUCAGCACUGGACGCACAGCUGCAAGACUCCUGGGAUAGUUUCCCUCUUUUCCAGUUGCUUAAUAACUUCCUGAGAAAUGACCCACUUUUGUGCAAUGGAAAGUUUCACAAGCACUUGCAAGAGAUUUUUGUUCCCUUGGUCAUCCGCUACAUUGAUCUCAUGGAAUCAUCCAUUGCCCAGUCCCUUCACAGAGGUCUUGAACAAGAGUCAUGGCAGCCCGUCAAGACCAUCACCAACAGUCUUCCCAAUGUAGCUCUUCCAAAAGUUCCAAGUUUGCCUCUUAAUCUUCCACAGAUACCUAGUUUUUCUACACCAACCUGGAUGGCUUCUUUAUAUGAUUCCACUAAUGGCUCGGCAACAUCAGAAGACCUCUUCUGGAAACUCGAUGCACUACAGAUGUUUGUCUUUGAUCUCCACUGGCCAGAACCAGAAUUUGCCCACCACUUAGAGCAAAGACUUAAACUCAUGGCCAGUGAUAUGAUAGAAGCCUGCAUCAAAAGAACGAGAAUUGCUUUUGAACUCAAGCUACAAAAGACGAACAAAUCAACAGAUUUGCGUAUUCCCUCCUCUGUAUGCACAAUGUUCAACGUGUUGGUAGAUGCCAAGAAGCAAACUGCUAAACUGUGUAUUCUGGAUGGCGGGCAGGAGUUUGCUAAUCAGUGGCAACAGUACCAUUCGAAAAUAGACGACUUAAUUGAAGACACCGUGAAAGAAGUAAUUUCGCUUCUUGUUUCAAAGUUUAUUGCAGUGCUAGAAGGUGUACUGUCUAAACUAUCAAGGUAUGAUGAAGGCACUUUCUUCUCGUCAAUACUUUCAUUCACUGUGAAAGCAGCUGCAAAAUAUGUUGAUGUUCCUACUGCAGACCACAACUGUAAACCAGGGAUGGAUCUAGCAGAUACUUACAUUAUGUUUGUUCGUCAAAAUCAAGAUAUACUCCGAGAUAAGGUCAACGAAGAAAUGUACAUAGAAAAAUUGUUUGAUCAAUGGUAUAGCAGCUCCAUGAAAGUCAUAUGUGUGUGGCUGGCUGAUCGAUUAGAUCUCCAACUUCAUAUCUACCAGCUGAAGACUCUCAUCAAAAUAGUGAAGAAGACCUAUCGAGAUUUUAGGUUGCAGGGAGUGCUGGAAGGAACGCUGAACAGUAAAACGUACGAUACUGUCCACAGCCGUCUAACGGUAGAGGAAGCCACGGUCUCUGUGUCAGAUGGGAGUGGACUUCAAGGCAUCACUAUGAAGGACAGCGAUGAAGAAGAAGGCUGACCUUCUGUGUCUCUCAUAAGGUGUUUGUUUUGUAACUUGUUCUUACAUUUGCGUCUCUGGUUUCGCCUUAAUGCCCUGUACUACACUAAAUUCAUCCCACUCAAAGGAAAGAGAAAAAUGGCCUCUGAAAGAUGGGUUAGAAAUGGGGGUGGAGGCUUUUGGUGCCAAGAAUGUUCUAAAAACAAUGGGGGGUGGCAUAUUUUUUCUGUGUAGCUUUGCUUUGCGCUGUGAGAAUGCCAGCGUGGAAUCCGAGCUCCACUUGUGCUUCGUUCCUUUUUGUUCGUAGCGUUGCAGUCUCUUCCCGUAACUUCACUGAAGAGUGGGCAUGCCCUGUGCAGAAAUCAAACUAUGUACAUCACACAUCCCUACCAGCAGUCAUUCUCGGACUCUUUGGUUCCACUGUACAAAGCAAACGUUGUGUCAUUUGCAAGAAUUACAGCCCUACCUGUAUUUUCCAUGG